ACGCGCUGUCCUGCACAGAGGACACGACAGGCCGAGCAGUGCCGCACCGCACCGCAGGCCGAGGGAGGCCGAUUUCACUGCAGGGAAAGGAAGUAUGAGCGCCGGGGAGACAAACCGGCACGUCGCUCCCGGAGCUCACCACCAGUAGAGGCGACACCGAGCUGCAGCUGGUGGAGAGCCUCCAGAGCAGCUGAAGAUGGCGUCCAGGAAAGCUGGACCUCCUGACGGGGGUUAUGGCUGGGUGGUGGUCGCCUCAGCCUUCCUCGUCAUGGGCCUCACCGCCGCUGUCCUCAAGAACUUCGGCCUCUUCUUCCUGGAGAUCCAGAGUCACUUCGGAGUCCCCACCAGCACGACGUCCUGGGUCACCUCAACCACUAUAGCCAUGUUUCACCUCGGAGCUCCAGUGGCUAGUGCACUAAGCUUGGAGUUUUCUCAGAGAGAGGUCAUCAUGGUUGGAGGCCUGCUGACUGCCUCGGGAAUGGUGCUGGCAUCUCUGGACCUGAACCUGCCCUGGCUGUACGUCAGCAUGGGCGUCCUGCAAGGAACCGGUAUUUCCUUCUCCUGGAUCCCUGCGAACAGCAUCGUCAGCCACUACUUUGUACGGUGGCGGCCCAUCGCGUACGCCAUCGCCAGCUCAGGGGAGUGUGUGUUUGCUGUCAUCUUCAGCCCCGUCUUCCAGUGGCUUAUCGAGGCCUACACCUGGCAGGGAGCCUUGCUCAUUAUUGGAGGCCUUCAGCUCAACCUGUGCGUGUGCGGCGCCCUCAUGAGGCCCCUGGACGCGGCCGAGAGCACGGUCGAAAAAACCAAAGACGGUCUCGACAGCAAAACGCCAAAGAAGAAAGUUGUCUUCCAGUGCUCCUUGCUGAGGAAACCUGAACUUUUACUCUACAUCGUGUUUGCCAUCUUAGCGGCGGCCGCGUUUUUCAUCCCGCCUCUCUUUCUGGUGCCCUACGCCCACAGUUUGGGUAUGGAGCAGUACUGGGCAGCGUCUAUCCUCUCUGUCCUGGCCAUGGCCGACCUGGGGGGGAGGCUUACGUGCGGGUGGCUGGCCAACAUGAGGCUGGUGAGGAACUUGCAGCUGCUGACCAUGAUUGUGUCCCUGCUGGGUGUGGUGCUGCUCCUGCUGCCCAUCAGCCACAGCUACUGGGGGCUGCUGGUCUUCUCCUCGCUCUACGGCUACCUGUUCGGCUGCGUAGUGGCCAUCCACGUCACCUCCAUCGUGGACAUCGUGGGCCUGGAGGGAUUCGACAGCGGCCUGGGUUUCUUCAUGCUCUUCAGGAGCGCCGGGGGCUUUGUUGGUCCGCCUGCUGCAGGCUGGCUGGUGGACCAGACAGACGACUACAGCGCUGCCUUCUACCUGUCGGGCCUCUGCUUCAUCACGUCAGGGCUGUUUGUCGUCCUUGUCGACCGCCUCAUUGAGAGGAAAAAAGCAUCGGCCAGUGACGAAAUAGAAGCCUCCUUGGACCCCUUGAACACAAAAUAGACACAUAGGAGAGUGUGGAUGGAGGUAGAGGCGGGCUUUCUCUGUCUUAGUGAGACUUUGUUGAUUUUUCAGCUGGUUUGAUCCAGUAAUCCUCACACUGGCUGUCUCUGGAUGGUUUAGACUUGUGAAUGUGUGAAGCAGGUUUAGAUUAUUUUUUUUUUAUUAUUAGGUUGAGUGAGGAUUUUGUGUCUGAAUCACAUCAUUUUUUAUCAUGAAAUACAUUUAUAGCUGUGUAUUUUUCUUUUUAUUUGUAGCCAGGAACAAAUACUUGACCAAAGAGACACUGAAAUCCUGUGGGUUCACUUUUUUUUUUUUUUUAAUCAUUUCCCCAACGUCUGGGGAAAGUUUAAACACUACUGGAUAAAUACAGCCUGACUUACUGGAUAACUAUGUUACGUAAGAGCUGCUCCCGAGCUCCUUAAGCACAUGCUAAAGCAAAUCCUAUUAUCUCUAGUUUUGUGUUCAGGUUUCCAGUCGGUAAUGGGUUGUGUGGUGCAGUUAGAAAACGGGAUAGAUGUAUGCAUCAUAAAAUGGUGCCACAUCAAAAUCAAGCGCCACAAAGGUCGUCAUGCGGAAAACAACCUGUUGUUUUUGUCUUGUUUCAUGUUAGAAAAUGUGUCUGUGCUUUUCAAAAAGGAUCAUAUUGUGGUAUUUUGUUGAAAUGCCGUUUGAAAUCUCACCCCAGGCCCUUUCAGUAUCUCUGUUUCAAGUGAGUAUUGCACUAAGAAAGCUCUAAUGACUUGUGCUGAGACACUGGAUGCAUGAACAUGAGAACAUAUCUGAUCUUCAGUGUUUGCAGCUCCGAUCAGAUCUGUUGUUGACUGUCCAGAAAAAAAAGUGGGCUUCCCUGUUUAAACAGGCAGGAGAGUGCCUUUGUUUAGACUUCCACUGUGUGUUUAUCUAUGCAGUAUUACUACAGAUAAAGAACUAAAUGGAUACAUUGGAUUCAAGCCAAUGUAAGUUAAAGGUCACGCUGUCUUUUUCCACUGUCCGUUUUUAUGUUUUAUAAGUUGUUGAUGGGACACAAGGCUCUGUUGAGCGUCUCUGACAAGAGAAUUAAAAAUAAAAAAGAUUCAAAAUAAGUUGAA
Molecule: messenger RNA, 2571 nt
Organism: Myripristis murdjan (pinecone soldierfish)
Lineage: Eukaryota; Metazoa; Chordata; Actinopteri; Holocentriformes; Holocentridae
Product: monocarboxylate transporter 13
Exons: 5
Coding region: 197-1483 (428 amino acids)
Biological process (GO): monocarboxylic acid transport; transmembrane transport
Molecular function (GO): monocarboxylic acid transmembrane transporter activity
Source: RefSeq, a predicted model, not a curated record